Mandrillus leucophaeus (drill) is the source of this 546-nucleotide messenger RNA. RefSeq names its product olfactory receptor 2L8-like. Gene Ontology annotation, cellular component: membrane. The annotation marks the transcript as partial. Gene Ontology annotation, molecular function: olfactory receptor activity. The record is from RefSeq and is a predicted model, not a curated record. NCBI's taxonomy places the organism in Eukaryota, Metazoa, Chordata, Mammalia, Primates, Cercopithecidae. The transcript has a single exon. Gene Ontology annotation, biological process: G protein-coupled receptor signaling pathway.
CUCAUCCGCAUGAGCAAAAGAGUGUGUGUGCUGAUGAUAACAGGAUCUUGGAUCAUAGGCUCUAUCAAUGCUUGUGCUCACACUGUAUAUAUUCUCCAUAUUCCUUAUUGCCAAUCCAGGGCCAUCAAUCAUUUCUUCUGUGAUGUCCCAGCCAUGGUGACUCUGGCCUGCACGGACACCUGGGUCUAUGAGGGCACAGUGUUUUUGAGCACCACCAUCUUUCUGGUGUUUCCCUUCAUUGGUAUUUCAUGUUCCUAUGGCCGGGUUCUCCUUGCUGUCUACCGCAUGAAAUCUGCAGAAGGGAGGAAGAAGGCCUACCUGACCUGCAGCACCCACCUCACUGUAGUGACUUUCUACUGUGCACCUUUUGUCUACACCUAUCUGCGUCCAAGAUCCCUGCGAUCUCCAACAGAGGACAAGGUUCUGGCUGUUUUCUACACCAUCCUCACCCCAAUGCUCAACCCCAUCAUCUACAGCCUGAGAAACAAGGAGGUGAUGGGGGCCCUGACACGAGUGAGUCAGAGACUCUGCUCUGUGAAAAUGUAG